GAUCUCCACACUGCAUAAACUCCACAUCAUCAUCUGUUCUUCUCAUCUCAGUACAUGAAACACAAACUUAGAUGUUCAUGUUAUAAGUUAUAGUGUUGGACUUUAUUCACUCUUAUUUCAAAACUAGCACAGUAAGGUACAAACCUGGAGAACACAAACUGCAUUGUCCUUGGAACUGUGUUGAAGAUGAAAUGAGAAGCUGCUGCUCAAGUGAAGGACUCACACUACAGUGUAGACUCUCAUCUUUCAUUAGUCGUGUUUACGCACAAAGAUUUUUACCAGUCUGAAUGAAUUCAGCCAGACUGCAGAUUCCUAAUGAACUAUUUCUAUGUGUCCUAAAAUGGACUAUUUUCACUUAUAUGCUUGUUACAUGUGAUCUGAUCCAAAGCUAUCUUGGUGUAGUGUUAACAUCAGAAAAGUGAUUAGCACAGUUUCCAACUACACAGCUGGUAAUGCUAUUACACUGUUAAAUAAUGUUAUUAUUUUAAAUGGAGAGUCCUAGUUGAUAUCACACAAACCCUCUUUCAAUUAUUUUAUUAACAUGAACUGUUUUCUAUGCAUUUUAUUACAUGAUUCAAACUCACAUGUUCAGAACACACAAGCUGAAUCCCAUAAAGAAAAUAAUCACACCACUGACUGUCUAUAAGGGUGGACAUCAUACCAGGGGUUUAAAUGUGAAGCCAAAAUGCCUCUGACGCCCUCUAGUGGCUGUCUGCAGUACAAUUAUUAACCCCUCCAGUUCCCAUGUUAGUGAAUGGAACAUGAGCCAACUCAGUGUCAGCUUGCUAGCAACUGGUGUCUCUAUAAACCAUGAGUCAAAGCUCUAAAACUUUUUCCUGUAAGUAAUAAUAUUAUACAUGUGUAAAUUAUAUGACUACAGUUUGAAAUGUUAUAUAUUUAUUAAUAGCGCUGUAUUUACCACUUUGAGUUAACCGAUGCAGUGUUUUGAGACAUACUUCAGCUAAAAAUCUCACAACAUAUGUACAAUGUCCAUCAGCAUUAUGUGCUCAUUAUUAAAAUAUGCUCAGUAUUUUUUACUUUUGUUUGCAGUGUUUUUUUCAACAGCUGAUAACAGAUCUGUGUUACUGCACUGAGAAAAAUACCUCAUACCCAAGUAUUUAAUUAUUUAAAUAUAAACUACUAAUAAACUACUAAUAAUGAUUUACUAUCCGUUGUUAUGUUUUAUAAAAUUCUUUAAAAUUGUUGAUGAUUUUUGUACUGAAAGCACGGAGUGAAGAUUGUUUAGCAGCUGUUCUGGCUGUUUUUCACAUUGUAUUGUAUCUAACAUCAAAUUUCUCUCCGUUGUUUUACAUGACACCUCUCCCAGAGGUAAGUAACUUCAUUUCACACUAAUGCUAAAAGCUGAUAUUUUUUAAAUGUAUUACCCAUAUUGCAUUUUACAUAUGUUACAUUUUAAUACAGGAAUCAAAUAGAAACAUAAAAAAACAUUUUCAGAUCAGUUUAUGUGAAGGAGUCUGAUCAGUAGGUGAGAUUCCACUUUCAUCAGUCAGCUUCUUUCCCACAAUGCUGUGGGAAAAUGCAUUGGGUGUACCUGUGACAUUGUUUCAAAGCAGCUUUACAGGAAUAAGAGAACAUGGAAAAAGAUUAAAAAUCAAAUUUAAAUUUAUCUCUAAUGAGCAGGCCUGAGGCAAGGAAAGACUCCCUGACAUGAUAUGAGAAAGAAACCUUGAGAUGAACCAGGCUUAGAAGGGAACCCAUCCUUAUUUGGAUGACACCGGACAGUAAAUAAUGUGAAUAUAAAUGUCCUUCCUACAGCUUUUUAUAGUCAAGUGGAAUUAUGCAACUAAGAGCUCCUGAGCAACUACUGGGUCACUGUAAUUUCUGAGUUCAUUAUAGACAUGUUCACUGAUGAAAACCUGAGCACAAAACUUCAAGAUGUCAUAAUAGUCUCCAAGUGGUUCUAUCUACAGCAGUCCCUUGGGUCACAGGUUGUCCACAUCGAGCCAUCCCCAGCAGCAGUGUGGACCAACAAACGAUGAGACUCCAACCAGAAGUUGCAUGUUAAAAUGGAGAGGCAUGUCCGGAAAGAAGAAGCAGUCACACUGGAAACUCAGAAUACUGGGAGCUCGAGAGUAGCACAUAUAGCUUGACAGUGACAGGUGGAGAGAGAGAGAGAGAGAGAGAGAGAGAGAUUAGGUGUGCUUAUAAUAAUGUCAUGGUUAAAGACUAUGUAUAUUAUGUGCAAAGUCAGGCAGGGACUCCGGAAAGACUAGCAAUGACAGCGUAACUGAAAGGAGAAGCUAGUUGACAUACAUGAAGAUUUCCUGGGACAUAAAGUGUCCAACCACUCCACAGUCAGUAAACCUGAGCAACUUGAUGAAAUGAGUUUCAAAUGAGAGACCACAGUCAGUAAUCACACCCAAGAUUUUCUAUUGCACAUGAUUUAAUAGAAAGACCAUCCAGAGUUACUCUUUACGGAUUGAUAGAGAAAAAAAAACAUAAUGAGCUCAUGCAUCUUCCCAAAUCUACUUCAUCAUAUCACGUCAUAACCAAUAACCAGCUGUGUUUUAACCAGAAUAAGUUACUUUCCACAUUUUCACAUGGAAAAAUUCACAUUUGUAAUCGUGCAUAAAAUCUUUACUCUGUGUUAUUUAAUUUCACAGGCUCUACUGAGACGUGAGUAUAAAUCUCUGUUAGUGAUGUCUUGAUGCUGCAUGAAUAAUAUAUUUAUUGUACAGAUGAAAUAGAUUAGACUGUGCUGUGUGUUCAGAGUGCAAUAGCACAUAGAUAUAUGAGCAUCAUGAGCAUAGUGUAGUGAACACAACAGACUGUGAUCUCUGGCAGAACAUUCAUCAUGCUGUUGUCUAGUUUAUCAUUUAGUGUUGUACAGACACAGAAAUCUGACCUACACACUGAUACUGAGAGCUAAAAAGCUGAAUGUUUAGCACUGAGAAGCAAAGCAACACACAGUGCUAGGUAAUAAUGGGCUGCUAGUUUGUUAUGUAAACUGUGUGAUGUGUUUGAAUGAGUGCAGUCAGAAUGAUCAGAGUUACACUGCGACAUCGGAGAUAAGACUGCUGCAGAAUCAGACACAGUGUGAGCUAGCUGGCUAAUGCUAGGAAAAAGACUAGCUCUUGUUGAAAGUAAGAGGUUUUGCUCUUUUACCUUGUGCUCAGACACUGUAACAGUCACACUGAUGAGAACAGAAAAAUAUUUUACACAUGAUGACAAUCCACCAUGUAUACUGAUUAAACAGAUAUGAUUCAAGAGAUUAUCUGUGUGAAGCAAAAAAGGAAACUGCUCAUGAUCCAAAUCAAAGCAGCUCUUCUGUGAAACAUGGAGACAUGGACAUUUAUGGAAUACAGUGGAACGUGUCUUAAUUUUUCCCUGAUUCAGAUAGAAAUGUGAUUAAAAUAUGGUGAUAUUCAGCAUUUUCAGCAUUAUGGUGAUAUUCAGCAUUUUCACUUCAUAUCACUUCAUUUCAUUUGGAGUGUUUUAUUCAACAGCUGAUCACAGAUCUGUGUUACUGCACUGAGAAAAAAUACCUCAUGAUGUUCUUUAUUAUUUAAAUGUAAACUAUUUAUCAUGAUUCACUGUCAGUGUUCAUCUGUUGUUAUAUACAAAAAAUUAUCUAAAUUGUAUCUGAUGAUUUUUGUACUUAAAGCGCAAAAUGAAGCAGCUGUUCUGACUGUAAAUCAUAAGUUUUUCUCAUUGUAUUUUAUCUAACAUUACAUUUCUCUCUGUUGUUUUACAUGGCACCUGCAGCAAGGUUUCACAAACAGGAUCCACAGAUGAGAGAACUGAAAGAUUCACCAUUAUAUAAGGACAUCCGUGUUUGUCAUAGUGACAGAGAAUGGACAGAAGAUGAGAGGAAAAAAAUGGAGGAAUCUGCUCUACUAACUGAACUGGAUGGAGCAAAUAGACAAUUAGAGAAUAAAGAAACACAGCUGAAGAACACAGAUAAAGAGCUGGAAACCAGUAAAAAUCAGCUGGCAACACUGGGACAGGAGCUGCAGGACAAACAGAGACAACUACAGGAGAUGAUGAUCGUAGUGGAGCAACAGAAAGCUGAUUUAGCAGAAAAAAACAAAGAACUUGAAGAGAAAGAGAGUCUUCUAACUGAGAGAGAGACACAGCUAAUGGAAAGACACAAACAGCUUCAGGAAAAAGACAGACUUCUGACAGAAAAUACACAAACACUUCAGAUGAAGGACAAGACACUGGAAAAGAAGGAGAAACAGCUCAGAGAGAUAGAAGAAGAAUUAAGAAAAACAAAUAUGACAUUACAAAAGAAUCAGACACAGUUGAAAGACAAAGAGAGACAAGUGGAGAGUGUGGUGAAAGAACUGGAAACCAGUACAAAUAAACUGGAGACACUGGGACAGGAGCUGCAGGACAGGCAGAGACAACUACAGGAGAUGAUGAUCGUAGUGGAGCAACAGAAAACUGAGCUGACAGAAAAAAACAAAGAACUUGAAGAGAAAGAGAGUCUUCUAACUGAGAGAGAGAGACAGCUAAUGGAAAGAGACAAACAGCUUCAGGAGAAAGACAGACUUCUGACAGAAAAUACACAAACACUUCAAAUGAAGGACAACAAACUAGAUGAGAAGGAGAAACAGCUCAGAGAGAUGAAAGAAGAAUUGAGAAAAACAAAUAUAUCAUUAGAAAAGAAUAAGACACAGUUGAAAGACAAAGAGAGACAACUGGAGAGUGUGGUGAAAGAACUGGAAACCAGUAAAAACAAACUAAUAGAAAGAGAUGAACAGCUUCAGGAGAAAGACAGACUUCUGACAGAAAAUACACAAACACUGCAGAUGAAAGACGAGACACUGGAAGAGAAGGAGACUGAACUGGAAAAAACAAUGAAGGAAUUAGAAGACAGUCAGCGACACAUGGAAGAGAAAUACACACAACUAGAGAAUCUGAACAUACUGCUGAAGGAGAAAGAAACACAGCUGAAGAACACAGAUAAAGAGCUGGAAACUGGUACAAAUCAACUGGAGACACUGGGACAGGAACUGCAGGACAAGCAGAGACAACUACAGGAGAUGAUGAUCAUAGUGGAGCAACAGAAAGCUGAUUUAGCAGAAAAAAACAAAGAGCUUGAAGAGAAAGAGAGUCUUCUAACUGAGAGAGAGACACAGCUAAUGGAAAGAGACAAACAGCUUCAGGAGAAAGACAGACUUCUAGAGGAGAAAACAAAGCAGCUGCAGGAACAAACAGAUCCAGAAUCAUCAGCCCCCAUCAGGAGAAGAAACAGCAAGGACUUGUUACUUCCAGAAAUGAGUGGAGAGACUCAGGACUCAGCACCAAUCAGGAGAAGAAACAGUAUGGAGGGAAAACAUCCAACAUUCGGCAGAGAAUCAUCUAGUCCUCAUUCUCCAGCAUUAGUUCCUGUAGCAGAACUGAGGCUGGUGGUGCUGGGGAGGACAGGAUCUGGAAAGAGUGCAACAGGAAACACCAUCCUGGGCAGAGAGGAGAAGAACCAGGCUGCUACAUCUACAGCUAUAUCUACAGCCACUCAGCAGAGUGAGAGCACACAGGGGGAGGUGUCUGGGAGGAAGGUGACUGUAGUGGACACUCCUGACUGGUUCUCUCCUGAACUCUCUCUGGAAAAGCUGAGACAGGACGUGGGACUCUGUGUCCAUCUGUCUGCUCCAGGACCCCACGCCUUUCUCCUGGUCAUACCUGUAAUGCAGCCUACAGGAGAGGAGAGAGGGGUGCUGGAGAAAAUGGAGGAGAUCUUUGGAGAGAGAUGUUGGAGAAACACCGUGAUCAUAUUCAGUGUUACUGAUGAACUUCAGAAGAAGAACAUUGAGGAGUUUAUCCAGUCAGGAGACCAGGAGGUCCAGAGACUUGUAGAGAAAUGUGGGAACAGGUUUCACUGUCUCAACAUUAAGCAGAGUGGAGAUGGUUCUCAGGUCUCAGAACUGCUGGAGAAGAUAGAGAAGAUGGUGGAAGGAAGCAGAGAUAAAUUCUACAGCAGUGACAUCUACCUGGAAACAGAAUCUCAGAUUAGAGCCAUGGAGACUAAGAUCCUGAAGGAAAGAGAAGAGAAACAAGUGAGAGAGGAGAUGGAUAUGAAAGAAACAAUAAAGAAGGAGGUGCAGGACUCUCUGAGAAAGAUAGAGGGAGUGAUCCAGGAACAUGAAGGGGACAUCAGACAACUUGAUGACCGAACAACUGAACUGGAGAGAAAAAUGAAAGAAGAGAAGGAUGAAGAGAAAAAGAAAGAACUUGAGAGAGAGCUAAAACGAGAGGCUGAGCGAAGGACAGAAAUGGAAGAAAAGGUGAAGAAACUAAAAGAAAAGAGAGAGAGGGAAAGGAGAGAGAUGGAGGAGAGGCACAGACAAGAGAUGGAGGAGAUCAGGGAGGUGUAUGAAGAGAUACAAAUGGAGACAGAGAGAAAGCUCAUGACGAUCAUCCUGCCUGAACUCCAGAGAAAUAUUUUAGCCUCAAAAACAAAGAUGCAGGAAGAUUUCAGCAGACAGAUGGAGGAGAAGAACAGAGAGCUGGAGAUUCUUAAACAAAAAUUUUUUGAGGUCACAGAACAUCUCAGUCUGCUGAAAGAAAAGUGCACUAUAACUGUUUUGAGCUUAACAGAAAAUAAGUGAGUUUAUUGAAUGAGAAGGAGAAUAGACUAAUAGACUGAGAGGGUCAUGGAGGACAUUACCACUUUACUGAAAAGCUGAAAGUACAUUUAAAGGGUUUAAUGGUACACUGGUUUGACCCUUUGAUGAGGAAACCUGAUGCUGCAACACCACAGAUGUAUAAAGAGCAAACCCACAAGACUAAAUAUUUAAGUUUUACAAAAAAAUACAGUUGCCAACACAACAUUAGUAAGGAAUAAUAGAAUAAAAUAAUACAUUUUAUAUAAGAUAAAAAUAAAUAAAAAGAAAUCUCUGUCAGCUCGCAUUCAAGUGCGUCCAUAAUAGAUAGAUAAACAACUAGCGCAUCAACACUGCUACACCAAACACGAUAUUAGCGCCCAGCCAAACCAUUAGAGUCAUGUUAGUGCAAGAAGAAUGAGAAAUUUAUCCUCUUAGUCAGCUAGAAAAAAGGGCCCCAUAUUUUACCAAAUGCAUUAGGAGAACCCCUUAAUGAAAGUGUAAUCUUUUUCAAUUUAACAAAAAAAAACAAAAACAAAUGAUAUCUCUAAUCCAUUGAGAAAGAGAGGGAAGUUUUACUGAUUUCCAGUCAGGGACAUAUAUAUAAAAUCAUAUUUCUCUCUUCUUCACCUGUCAUUUCUUCUGCUCAAGUGUUACAAAAAGAACUGUCUUCACCAUGGUGCAAAACAACCAACUCAUUGUAAUUAGGUUGUUCAGAAAAUAAAAAAAAUAUGUAUGUAUGUAUGUAUUUAUUUACUUAUUUAUUAAUCUUAAAAUGACAUAGAUACCAAGAAUUUCACAAAACAAUAAAUUUCAUCCACUAUGUUAAAAAAAAACCUCUUACUGUCUCCACCUUCAUUUUUAAAAAAAGAGGAAUUUUUUUUUUAAAUGUCACAAAUGGGCAGACAUAAUUUUCUUAAAUGUCAAA
Molecule: messenger RNA, 7497 nt
Organism: Hemibagrus wyckioides
Lineage: Eukaryota; Metazoa; Chordata; Actinopteri; Siluriformes; Bagridae
Product: putative leucine-rich repeat-containing protein DDB_G0290503
Exons: 7
Coding region: 3714-6575 (953 amino acids)
Molecular function (GO): GTP binding
Source: RefSeq, a predicted model, not a curated record